Thermothielavioides terrestris NRRL 8126 is the source of this 1695-nucleotide messenger RNA. RefSeq lists its product as uncharacterized. NCBI's taxonomy places the organism in Eukaryota, Fungi, Ascomycota, Sordariomycetes, Sordariales, Chaetomiaceae. The record is from RefSeq and is a predicted model, not a curated record. Bases 103 to 1695 code for a protein of 530 amino acids. Gene Ontology annotation, biological process: transmembrane transport. Gene Ontology annotation, molecular function: transmembrane transporter activity. The transcript has 8 exons. Gene Ontology annotation, cellular component: membrane.
CUCAUCUACCCACAUUGCCAAGUCUCAGUAGGAGGACCUACGGCGUACAGACAUACGGACACCUUGGAGGAGACACACGCGCGCCGCAAACACACCGCCGCCAUGUCCGAUCACCCGGCGGAGAAGCUAGCCAGGAGCGAGCACCCGGCGGAGAAGCUAGCCAGGAGCGAGGAGGGGUCGGGCAUCGCCGAGGAGAAGGUCGCAACGGCGAAUGUUGAGGACCCGAGCAGCCAGGGUCGGCGCAUGCAGCCGCCGGCGUUCAUACUCGGCCUGACGCCCGAGAAGCGCGCAGAGCUCGAAACGCGGCUCAAGCGGAAGAUCGACGCGCGCCUGCUGCCGGCCAUCAUCCUGAUGUACAUCAUGAACUACAUCGACCGCAACAACAUCGCGGCGGCGCGCCUGGCCGGCCUGGAGGACGAUCUGGGCCUGACGUCGACGCAGUUCCAGACGGCUGUGAGCAUCCUGUUUGUGGGCUACCUCCUCAUGCAGAUCCCCUCGAAUCUCUUCCUCAACAAGUUCGGCAAGCCGGCCAUCUACCUGCCAUUAUGCAUGGUCCUCUGGGGCAUCAUCUCGGCGCUCACCGCCGCGUGCACCAACGCGUCCGGCCUGCUCGCAAACCGCUUCUUCCUGGGCAUCGUCGAGGCGGCCUACUUCCCCGGCUGCCUGUACUACCUCUCGUGCUGGUACACGCGCAAGGAGCUGGGCUUCCGCACCGCCGUGCUGUACUCGGGCGCGCUCAUCUCGGGCGCCUUCUCGGGCCUCAUCUCGGCCGGCGUGACCAGCGGCAUGGACGGCGCCCGCGGCCUGCGCGCCUGGCGCUGGCUGUUCAUCAUCGAGGGCUCCAUCACCGUCGUCGUCGCCCUGGCCUGCAUCAUCGUGCUGCCCAACUUCCCGCGCACGACCUCCUGGCUGACCGACGAGGAGCGCGUGCUGGCUGUGUGGCGUCUGCAGGAGGACAUUGGCGAGGACGACUGGGUCAACCGCGAGGAGCAGACUUUCUGGAAGGGUGCGCGGAUGAUGUUCGCCGACGGCAAGACAUACAUCCUGCUCGUACUCCUCUUCUGCAUCGUCGCUAGCGGCACGGUGACCAACUUCUUCCCCACCGUCGUCAGCACGCUGCAGGAGAGCUCGCUCUCGGGCGCGAGCAAGAAGAACAACGUCAUCUCGCUGCUGCUGACGGCGCCGCCCUACGUGCUGGGCGUCAUCGCCACCUACCUCAACGCCACGCACGCCGACAAGACGGGCGAGCGCUACUGGCACAUCACCAUCCCGCUGUGGGUUGCCGUGGUCGCGUACAUCAUCGCCGCGACGACGAUGAAGACCGCGCCGCGGUACCUCAGCAUGAUGCUGAUGGUCCCGUCCGUCUACUCGGGCUUCGUGGUCGCGCUGGCGUGGAUCAGCAACACGAUGCCGCGGCCGCCGGCGAAGCGGGCGGCGGCGCUGGCCUUCAUCAACGCGGUCAGCAACUGCAGCAGCAUCUACGCGAGCUACAUGUACCCGACGAGCGCGUCGCCGCAGUACACGGUCGCCAUGUGCGUCAACUGCGCGACCGCCUUCAUCGCCGUGUGCGCCGCCACCGUCAUGCGCAUCGUCCUGGUCCGCCUGAACCGCAGGCUGGCCCGCGGCGAGUACGUCGAGGGCGCCAUCAACGCCGCGCCCGGCGAGGCCGUCAGUUCUUUCCGGUUCAAGGUUUAG